Molecule: messenger RNA, 1105 nt
Organism: Saprolegnia diclina VS20
Lineage: Eukaryota; Oomycota; Saprolegniomycetes; Saprolegniales; Saprolegniaceae
Exons: 3
Coding region: 1-534 (177 amino acids)
Source: RefSeq, a predicted model, not a curated record
AUGACGACGGCCAUCGAGAAGCUCACGCAGCAGUCGACGGCGACGCAGCGCGACGUCCUGAACCAUGUGCAGCCGCUGCGCAACUGCGCGGGUGGGCUGAACGAGUACGUCCAACUGCUCCGCAAGAUCAUGGCGCGAGUGACCAACAAGAUCACGUAUUUCAUCCGUGGCCUCAAGUCGCAGACAAAGAUGGAGCUGGACGCCAUGGACGAGGCCAAGCCGCGCCGCAGCAGGGAUCAUCCCAGUGAGGUCCUGGUGUUGUCGAUCCCAGUGAAACCGACCAACGAGCGUGCAGGACCAACCCUCCCGACUACCAACCCGUCCGACGUCCUCUCGGACGAUGAGGGGACGAGGCUCUCAAGCAAGAAGAGCUUGCCGCUCUCUCAAAUGAAGAAGGCUCGCCCGAAGCCUUGCCGUCCCCCCGUGCCCAUCCCUACGUCCGAGCCCGUCAUGGACGUGUACGGCAUGGUCAUAAGCUGGACAUGUACAUCGCCGACGAUGCCUCGGACGAAGGCAGCGACGCUGCAAGCCUAAUAGUGCCGUGUGUGACGCCUCAGAAGCGCUGUCCGACGUCACUGACCAAGAACUCGUCGACGUUCUUGUGGCGCUUGAGGACCUGCACAUCAUCGAGACGCUCUGUGCCAACAUGCGUUUUGGCCAAGACCCGGUCUGGAAGGUAGUUUUGAUUUCUCCGACGAGGAUGCGGCCCCGAGUAUGUGUUCUUCAGCCCGCCCAAGUCGUCCAAACCGCCUGCGAAGACGACCAAGGUGCAAGUCAACACAAUGGCCACGUCCCACUGUUGUACAAGAGCUCAUGAUCCCCAACGGCGCGAUUUGACGGCCAUGGCGCUCGCACCUUCCUCAAUUGCGGUGCGAUGAACCAACAAUGAUAUGCGAUACGUUUGGCGGCUCGAUCGUCGAGGCUGUCGAAGACUCAACAGCAGCGUCCAGAAGCAGGUCAACCCGUGUAUGUCGUCGCGAUCGGCAACCACACGUUCCCGCAGCUUGAGAAGAUCGCGUGGGACUUUGUCGACACCAUUUCCGUCGUUCUACGAGUACUAUGUUGGACACUUGAGCUUGGAGGCAAAAGGAAAACUGAAUUCGAU